Molecule: messenger RNA, 1554 nt
Organism: Lachancea sp. 'fantastica'
Lineage: Eukaryota; Fungi; Ascomycota; Saccharomycetes; Saccharomycetales; Saccharomycetaceae
Source: the annotation of a GenBank genome assembly
AUGGAGAGCCCCGGAAUCUACGGGCUCUAUCCGCUGUUUUUCUUCGAUAAACCUGGCGCAAAUGGUGUUUGCUACAGAGUUGCCCCAGGUUCGAUCUCCAAAAGUUACCUCAACGCAUUGUUUGCUCCACAACUAGGACCGGAAUCCGUAGAUGCUGGGAUUUUAAGGUUUGAGACAACCGGUCCACCCAAUGAGACACACCGUGGGCUGUUGUCAAACGACGCAGAAGUGGCAUGGUUCAAGUCGUGCUUUCAGUGGGCCCGAACGGCGUCGAUCAGGGUGGAAAGGCCUGAAAACCUCGAAACAGGGUCCAAAAAUGCGGAAAGAAGUCCUCAGGGAAUGGUUUCCAUUCCAGCAGAGCAGGUCGAAUCAUUGAUCAAAUCGAUCCAAAAGCUCGAGGUUUCUUUGUCGGAGAAGCAAGAAAAGACUACCAACGCCGAAACUAACCAUGCGGACUCCCAGUGUGACAUUCUGCACGAGGAAGUGGUUUGCGAUGGCUGUUUUCCUGAACCUUGGCAGGGGUCCAAGACCGCCUUCCCUUCUUGCCAGGAGUCCGGGUUCAUCAAGGGCCCAAGAUACAAGUGCGUGUACUGCUACAAUUAUGAUCUGUGCUCGACAUGUGUGGCUAACGGCGUCGAAAAUGGAACCCACAAAAAAUAUCACAAUAUGAUCAGAAUCAGCAGUCCUGACGCGGACCUCAACAAGCUCUGCUCAGCAUUUAAUAGCAGAACCCAAACGAAAUCGUGGACUGAGUCCGAAGCACGCAAGAACAGCAAGUUUUCGGUCUCUCAGACCGACAGAGACGUUGUUAUUGAUAUUCCUGAGCAGAACGCAGCGAUUUUCAAUUAUUUUUCCAAUGUCGAGACGGAAAAUGAGCUGGCAGAGCUGGUCCAGGAUCAUGAGAACUACCAGGAGCUCUUGAGUAAAGUGGGUGGCGACAAAAACAAGUUGAGCGAGGCCAUUGACCAGUUUCUCGAACCCAAAUACAGCGACGCUUCGUCCGGCUUGUUGGAUGCUUCAGUAGCUACGGCUCGGGAGGACGAUAAUCUGAUUGUGGUCGAGGUGAGCAAGCGUGAGCAUGUUAUCUCGUUCCGGUUGUGUAACAAAGGUCCCGACUCGGUGCCCAGUGGGUUGAAACUGGUAUUCCGGUGUUUCGAGCCCCCCAGCACUGUUCCUAUCAAAUGCACUUUGCACAUGGGCCCACAUGAGUUCCAGAGGGGCCAUUACAAGACGCUGAACUUCAACUGUCGCGGGAUGAUCGACCAUUUCUUGAUGCAGAACACCUAUCAGGUCGACUUGGUCGAUCACGAGGACCAAGUAGUCUACACGGGAUGCUCGCAGGGCGAGCCCACCAUUUGCUUGAGACCUUUGGUGCUGAUGGGCAUUCAGGAGUCCGUGUAUGCCGAGGCACGCGAUGACACGAGUCUAGCGCACUCUGUGCAUGACGACAGUGACGACCACGAUAUUAUCAGCAACACUGUUAGCAAUGACGAGAACGCAAAGUACUACUCAGAUUUGGAGGAAUACGAUUUUCUCAGCGACAGCGACAUCUAG